CAAUUUUUUCGCCAAAACUUUCACGUGCUCGUACGCGGGGCCGAGACGUGCAUGAGAUUUGACACCGCGGUCCUGGGGCGGCAUUUGGCUGGAAGACAUACUGGCAAAAUUUCAGCUUCAAAGCUUGCAUGGUUGGCGACAUCCGUAAAUACCCUUUUUCAGGUUUAUGCAUAUGAAACUUUUAUUACACAAAGCAGUGCCCGAAAAAUUUGCUCUGCGGAUGGUGGUGAGUUGGCUUCGAUUCACAGCGUAGAGGAAAAUAAUUUUGUUAACGGUAUGUUACUUUUGUAUUUUUCUGGGGAUGUUUGCAGUCCUCAUACGGGACACCAAGCGUAA
This is a messenger RNA of Gongylonema pulchrum, 336 nucleotides long. Lineage: Eukaryota; Metazoa; Nematoda; Chromadorea; Rhabditida; Gongylonematidae. The record is from the annotation of a GenBank genome assembly.